CUCAUGCAUCUUCCACUUCCCCCCGUAUUCCAGUGUCGAUGUUUUUUAGCUUGUGCAAAACCCUUCAUCCCACACUUCCCUUUCGCAGCAUUUCCCCGUCUUUCCGUCGGUCUUCUUGUAACAUGAACUCAGGCUCUCGAAUGUUCCAGCUCAAAAUAGACCCAUUAACUGGCAGCUCCGAAUGGAUUGUCAUUGACGAAAGCGAAAGUCCAGAGCAAACUCCAACCCCACUUCUUGCUACAACGUCGUAUCUCGAUAUGCUCAACGACUCUCCCAGAAACAGAGCUUUCCGUGAAGCAAUCGAAAAGACUGUAACUAAGCCUUGCCACGUUCUUGAUAUUGGCUCUGGAACUGGAUUAUUGUCUAUGAUGGCUGCCCGAGCAAUGGGUCAUGCUGAUUCAGGGGCUAACUCUGGUUCUACAGGGAUGGUUACUGCUUGUGAAUCGUAUCUUCCUAUGGUAAAGUUGAUGAGAAAAGUUUUAAAGGUCAAUGGAAUGGAAAGGAGGAUUCGCAUAAUUAAUAAGAGGUCAGAUGAAUUAGAAGUUGGCAGGGAUGUAGCAUCUCAUGCAGAUGUUCUUGUUAGUGAAAUAUUGGACUCAGAGCUAUUAGGUGAAGGGCUGAUUCCAACUUUGCAGCAUGCCCAUGACAAUCUGUUGGUGAAAUGUCCAGAAACAGUGCCUUACAGAGCAACAAUUUACGGUCAGUUGGUUGAAAGCAAAGGCUUGUGGAAGAUGCAUGACUUAUUUAGUAAUGAAGAUAAGACAUCAGAUACAAUUCAUCUUGUUCCAAAAGGCAUGGAGACCAUUUUAUCUGUAAACCCCCAGCAACAUCCUAUGCAUUGUGAUGCAAUCAGUGAGGAAAUUAAACAGCUUUCAGAACCCUUCAAAAUAUUUGAUUUUGACUUUUGGAAAAGGCCAGACAGCUCUAUAGAAACCGACUUGGUUAUAAAGGCAACUAAAGGUGGAACAGUUCAUGCUGUCAUCUCAUGGUGGUUGCUUCAACUUGAUAGAGAAGGGACAGUCUUUUAUUCCACUGGGCCAAAGUGGUUACAUUGCCUCCCUAAUGUGAAGGAGUUAAACCGAUCCCUAUCUUUUAAGAGUUCUGAAGCAUGGUGUGAUCAUUGGAAACAAUGUGUUUGGUUCGUUCCAAACAGAGGUUUACCUGUACAUAAGGAUGAACAUGUCCAUUUAAAUGCCAUUCAUAACAAUAUUAGCAUCAUGUACAAAGUGAAGUCCGCAUCUCAAAAUAUGGAAAUUGAACAUUGCAAACUCAAUGCCCAAGGUUGCCAACUUUUUUUAUCACCAGAAAGAAUUGCAAUACAUGGUGACAACGAUUGGAGAUGUUCAAUGCUUAAAGCCAUUAACAAAGCUCUAAAUCAUAAGGUGUCUCCAUUGUGUGUUGUUGCUGAUGACAGCAUUUUCAUGACAAUUGCUAUUGCUCAACUCAGCAAAGCAUAUGUCAUAUCCAUGUUACCUGGUCUGCUGGACAAAGGUGAACAGUAUCUGCAAGCUGUUGCUGAUUCAAAUGACUAUUCAAUGGAUUGCAUUAAAGUUCUAAAAAGGAGAAACUAUGCCUUGACCAUGCAGGAUACACACCACAGAAAGGUUGACUUCUUGGUUGCAGAACCUUUCUAUUAUGGAAUGGAUGGUGUACUUCCCUGGCAAAACCUUCGAUUUUGGAAAGAAAGAACUGUAAUGGAUCCUAUCUUGUCAAAAGAUGUGGUGAUAAUGCCUUUUAAGGGACUCUUAAAGGCUUGUGCAAUGUCCCUUCCAGAUCUCUGGAGAAGCCGUCAAUGCCUGAAAGCUAUUGAAGGUUUUGAUCAUUCAGUUGUCAAUUCCACGUUAGGUGCAUGUGGAGAUUUGCCUGCAGGAGAACGAACCCCUUUUCUGCCUUUCUUUAUUUGGCAAUGUGGUGAGAGUAAGAAACUGAGUGAAACAUUCAAUAUAAUGGAGUUCAAUUUCCAAGAAACAAUUUGCCAAUGCUCAGGAGAAGCUGAGUUUGAAUUUACCGAGCCAGGAAUGUGCCAUGGACUGGUGUUCUGGAUUGAUUGGGUAAUGGAUGCAGGAGAGUCCAUCGUCGUAUCAACUGGUCCAGAACAAAGAUAUUGGAAGCAAGGUGUGAAGCUUUUAGAGAAGCCUGUGACUGUCCAGAACUGUGGGGGAUCCAUCCCAAAAGUUGAAGCCUCGUUUGAUCCCACAAACGCUGAGCUCAGUGUGGAGCUUACUUUUAUAUGAUACGUAGUAUGAUUUUAUGAACUCUUUACUUUGUUGCCUUCAAUUGGACUCAUCUAUGCAAUCUAGGGAUGACUCUGGGCUGAUUCAGGUUCCAAAAUGGUCUGUUCCAAGUCCAAAUCAACACCUGCCUGUAACUGUUACCAGACAUAUGUGGUUCCAGUUCUGGUUGGUUUCAAACAGGUUGUAUUCAGAGUUUUUUCCCCAAAAAAAUGUGGAGAAAACCAGAACUGGUCUGUGAUAGGCUUAUAAGUGACAAGCCUAUUAAAUACUUCAAUAAAGUCUAUCAUAGGAGGAAUAAGGGAGGGGGUAGCCAGUAAUUAGUUAUGAGUCGGUUACCUAUUAAUAAAUUCCCUGCGUGGAAUAUUACUAUAAAUAGAAGUCUGUUAGCCUAGUAGGGCAGGUUGUUGCUCUGAAUAAUUGGCUGUCAGGAGUUUGGGCUUCUCGAAUAGUCCUUGAGCUUGUACGACCUAUCUAGAGUUCUCUCUUUCAAUAAUAAUCUCUUGAUCUGUUCUUACAUCCAUCUGCCGAUUUGAUAUAGUUUGUAUAGCUUAAUACCAGUGUUCUAUCAUUGGUAUCAGAGCAGUGGUUUUGGCGAUCGACUGCGGUUGAGUCAUCACCAGUUUUCCCCAAAUUUGCCGUUCGGAUCGUGGAUGGUUCGAACGAGAGGAAAAAUGGAGCAGCGAUUGGAAGCAGUGGAACGCAGUCGAACAACAAUGGAGGAAACGCUGCUGAGGAUGGAGACGAUGAUGCAGAACAUGACAGGGAGGAUCGAUACGAUGAGCGAUGAAUUCCGUCAGAGAGGAAGAUCGCGAUCUCAUCACAGUCAUCGUUCGCGACCUUCACCUAGCCCUGCCGUUUCCAGAGGUAAUUCCGCUUACUCGAAUCACACCUAUCAUAGGCGACGUGAUGAGUAUGCUAGAUUUCCAGUGAAUAUGGCUCGGAAAGUUGAUUUGCCACUGUUCAAUGGGGAUGGGGCUUAUAACUGGCUUGUAAGGAUGGAGAGAUAUUUUAGAUUGAAUCACAUUACUGAGGAUGAUAAAUUGGAAGUGUCUGUAGUAGCCAUGGAAGACCGAGCUCUGAAUUGGUUCCAAUGGUGGGAACAUCAGACCGAGGAGAAGAAUUGGGAAUCACUUAAGGAAUCGGUUAUUCGGAGAUUCCAACCUGACCUCCUACAGAACCCGUACGGACCUAUGUUGAGCUUGAAGCAAACGGGAACAGUCAGAGAUUAUAGGGAUGAAUUUGAAUUGACCAUAGCACCUCAAAGGACUGUGGAUAGAGAGAUAUUGAGGGGAAUAUUCAUCACUGGAUUGAAGGAAGAGGUUAAGGCUGAACUGAAAUUAUACAAUCCUAGAUCAUUGACUGAUGUUAUGGAUGUGGCUUUACAAAUUGAAAGGAAGAAUGAGGCUAUACAAUUGAAAAGACAGGAUGUCAUGAUGGGGGAAAAAGACAAGGGAAGUGUGCCUAGCAAAUUUCAGAACUGGGGAGAGAGUUCAAAGGCAAGAUAUGGUAAUGCUGGAAUCAACACUCAAGGAAAAGGGGCCAAUGAUAACAAAAAUUUCAACUCCUGGUUUGAGAGAAUGGGGAAGAAGGUCACUGACAUGCAAUCUUCAGGAUUCAGGAAGGUGGGACCUCAAUUGUCUCAAGAAGAAUUUCAGGAGAGAAGCAGAAAAGGGUUGUGUUUUAAAUGUGGGGAAAAAUGGAAUAAAGAGCACACAUGCAAGCUGAAACACUUUAAACUAAUGCUAGUAGAAGACUCAGAUGUUGAUGAAGACACGGACUGUGAGGAACCUGAAGUCCCAGAAGAGGAAGUGGUGUUGGAAUCCAAAUCUAUGCAGUUAUCCCUUAUGAGUAGAGAAGGGAUACCUACUAUGAGAGCUUUUAAAAUUAAAGGAGUGCUGAAGUGGAAUCAGGGAGAAAGACAGGUGGAAGUAUUGAUUGACAGUGGAGCCACGCAUAAUUUUAUUUCACAAAAAUUGGUGGAGGAACUGGAGCUACCUUUCAACACUAUUACAGGGUAUAAGGUGCAGAUUGGCAAUGGAGAAAAGAUAUCUAAUAAUAGAAGAUGUGAAGAAGUGGUACUGUGUUUGCCUGAUACUGAUAUAAAACAGGAUUUUUACAUCCUAAAUCUGGGAGGAACUGACUUAGUUCUGGGCAUGGAGUGGCUUACCAGCCUGGGAGAUGUUGAAAUAAACUUUCAGAAGCAGACCAUUAACUGGAAGAGUUCAGGGCACAAUCAUUCAGUUCAGGGGGACCCAAAAUUAAGUUCAAUGGAAGUUUCAUUGAAGACAUUAACACAAAUUAUACAAGACAAUGGAGAUGGGUAUCUGAUAUACUAUGAAGGAAGUCUAAUGCAGAUGGAGAAAGGGAAGGAUAUGGAUUGCAUAUGGAAGGAGAUCUUGGCUGAAUUUCCAGAAAUAACACAACCCUUGGAAGGAUUACCUCCAUCUAGAAGCUGUGAUCAUUCCAUUAACAUUCAGGAGGGAGCCAACAUACCCAACAUUAGACCUUACAGGUACCCCCAAUAUCAAAAGACUGAAAUAGAAAGAAUUAUACAGGAGAUGUUGAGCUCUGGAAUCAUCCAACCUAGUAACAGUCCCUACAGCAGCCCCAUACUCUUGGCAAAGAAGAAAGAUGGGGGGUGGAGGUUCUGUGGUGAUUACAGGGCAUUGAAUAGAAUAACAAUACCUGACAAAUUUCCAAUACCUAUUAUUGAUGAGCUAUUAGAUGAGCUGGGUGGAGCCAGAAUUUUUUCCAAGUUAGAUUUGAAGUCUGGAUACCAUCAGAUCCGAAUGAAAGAAGAGGACAGGAAGAAAACUGCAUUCAGAACACACGAAGGUCAUUAUGAAUAUCUUGUGAUGCCAUUUGGAUUGACCAAUGCUCCUUCUACGUUUCAAGCAUUAAUGAAUCAGGUAUUGAGGCCUUUUCUCAGAAAAUCUGCUCUUGUGUUUUUCGACGACAUAUUAAUCUACAGCAAAUCUAUUGAGGAACAUCAAAAACAUUUGAGAGAUGUACUAUCUGCUUUGGAGAAGAACCAGUUGAAGAUCAAUUUGAAGAAAUGCUCAUUCGGACAAUCCAAGUUGGUCUAUUUAGGCCAUAUAAUUUUUGGACAAGGGGUAUCAGCUGACCCAGAAAAAAUUGAAGCUAUGCUACAAUGGCCUGCACCUAAGGAUUUAAAAGGGUUGAGGGGAUUUCUUGGGCUAACAGGUUACUACAGAAAAUUCGUAAAGGGAUAUAGUAAGAUUGCCUUCCCUCUUACUAAUCUUUUGAAGAAAGAUAAUUUCCACUGGGAUUUGAAAGCAGAACAAGCAUUUGUAGAACUGAAAAUAAUUAUGACAACACUGCCUGUAUUAGCAACACCUGAUUUCAACAAAAUGUUUGUUAUUGAGACUGAUGCUUCAGGUACGGGGUUGGGAGCAGUCUUGAUGCAAGAUGGGAGACCUGUAUCAUACAUGAGCAAGGAGUUAUCAACAAGAAAUCAGAAUAAGUCCAUCUAUGAAAGGGAAUUGAUGGCAGUUGUCCUAGCAAUUCAGAAGUGGAGACCCUAUCUGCUGGGCAGACCCUUUGAAGUCCACACUGAUCAGAAAAGCUUGAAGUUUAUAACUGAACAAAGACUCAUGGGCGAGGAACAACAGCGGUGGACCUCUAAAUUACUGGGCUAUAAUUUUACCAUAAAAUAUAAACCCGGGGUGGAGAACAAGGCUGCAGAUGCUUUAUCCAGAAAAUAUGCAUUGCAGUCCCUGUCAGUUGUCAGUUGCCAAGAAUGGGAGGGUCUGGAGGAGGAAUUGAAUAAAGAUCCUAAAUGUCAAGAGAUAAUCCAGCAGGUGAUUUCAUACCCAGACAAAAAGGAGUAUUUUAGAACAAUGAAGCGGGUGGAAGGACUAUUUUACUGGCCUGGGAUGAGGAAUGAUAUAAAGAAAUAUGUGGAGGAGUGUGCUAUCUGCCAGACUAACAAGUAUCAAGCUCUUAAACCCACAGGGUUACUGCAGCCCCUACCUAUUCCAACCAGUAUUUGGACAGAUAUAAGCAUGGAUUUCAUUGGGGGAUUACCCAGAUCCCAAGGAAAAGACACUAUUUUAGUAGUGGUUGACAGAUUUACAAAAUUUGCUCAUUUCAUAGCCUUAUCUCACCCCUUCAAUGCAAAGGAGGUGGCAGAAAUCUUCAUUAAGGAAGUAGUUAAGCUGCAUGGAUUCCCUAAAACCAUUGUCAGUGAUAGAGACAGUGUGUUUUUGAGCUCAUUUUGGUCUGAAAUUUUUAAACUGGCAGGAACUCAGCUAAAAUAUAGCACUGCUUACCACCCUCAAACAGAUGGGCAGACCGAGGUGGUAAACAGGUGCUUAGAAACAUACUUAAGGUGCCUCACAGGAAGGAAGCCAAAGCAAUGGAGUCAAUGGCUUCACUGGGCUGAAUAUUGGUACAACACCAAUUAUCACAUAGCACUAAAACAAACCCCUUACAAGGCUCUCUUUGGGCUGGAUCCUCCUGCAAUAGUUAAGGGCGAUGUAACACUAACUGCAGUAGAAGAGGUGUCCAGACUGACUGCUCAAAGGAAUGCUAUGCUAGAGGAGUUAAAGAUGAACUUGGCUAGGGCCCAAAACUUAAUGAAACAACAGGCUGACAAACACAGGAGGAAUAUACAGCUGGAGGUGGGAGAUCAAGUGUAUUUGAAGAUUCAGCCAUAUAAACUUAAAAGCUUAGCCAAGAGGGUGAAUCAAAAAUUGAGUCCAAGAUAUUAUGGGCCUUUUGAAAUCAUAGAGAAGAUCAACAGUGUAGCCUUCAAACUGCAGUUGCCAGACGACAGCAAAAUACAUCCUGUGUUUCAUGUUUCAUUACUAAAAAAAGUGAUUGCCCCCACUACUCAAUUUCAGCCACUUCCUAAAUGUUUGAGUGAAGAAAUGGAGCUCCAAGUGAUACCUGAAGCAGUGAUGGAUUCCAGGGUAAAUCAAGCAGGCAAUGUGGAAGUUCUGAUACACUGGAAAAACCUACCAAGUUUUGAAGAUUCAUGGGAAUUGCUGCAGAUGAUGAGAGAGCACUUCCCAGAUUUUCACCUUGGGGACAAGGUGAAUUUCCAGGGGGGGAGUAAUGAUAGGCUUAUAAGUGACAAGCCUAUUAAAUACUUCAAUAAAGUCUAUCAUAGGAGGAAUAAGGGAGGGGGUAGCCAGUAAUUAGUUAUGAGUCGGUUACCUAUUAAUAAAUUCCCUGCGUGGAAUAUUACUAUAAAUAGAAGUCUGUUAGCCUAGUAGGGCAGGUUGUUGCUCUGAAUAAUUGGCUGUCAGGAGUUUGGGCUUCUCGAAUAGUCCUUGAGCUUGUACGACCUAUCUAGAGUUCUCUCUUUCAAUAAUAAUCUCUUGAUCUGUUCUUACAUCCAUCUGCCGAUUUGAUAUAGUUUGUAUAGCUUAAUACCAGUGUUCUAUCAGUCUGGUUACUCUGGUCAUCGGGUGGAACCACAACCUCUUUGGAGAACCAAGAAACAGUUGCCAGGUCCGGAAUUCUACUGUCGCACCCUCCUAGUGCAAUCAUGGCUUGGCAUGUUAUUUUUGUAUGAACUGCUCUAGCAGUCUAGCUUAGAGGCAUGUAGAUGUAUAUUUGAAGACGAUUUGUUUAUACAUUAUCUUUGUUGCCAACUUACUGACUCGCUGUAUUUGGAUUUGGUAAACGUUAUGGUUGUAGUUCGAGGAAUUAUAGCAACUCAUGUUUCUAGAUUUACUUCCACUCUUG
Molecule: messenger RNA, 7949 nt
Organism: Cuscuta epithymum
Lineage: Eukaryota; Viridiplantae; Streptophyta; Magnoliopsida; Solanales; Convolvulaceae
Source: the annotation of a GenBank genome assembly